AUGUACCGUGAGACUGAGGUGGAGGCGAAAGUUACGCGCUGGGCGAAGGUGUAUCACUCCAGUUCUGUGGAGUCAUUCUCAGCUUUGAUUGGCACUUACAAUGAAGUACAAAGUUUUGAGAAGUACAUAGAGGAGAUUACAAAACAUGCAUGCUCCAGCGAGUCACGCCUCUAUCCGCUGGAGCUCCUACGUGAACAAUGUACUGUACUUGCUCAGUGCAACGGCAGUUGGUACAAAGAGAUGAUUAGUGAACAGCACAUCAAACAUUAUCCAGUCAGACUUGAGGAAACAAAACCAUUAAUUCGUGUUGUCAACUGUGCUCUUAAGGUGAUCAACUACAAAAGCAAGUCAGCUGAGCAGGCAUUCUGCGAGUUCCGAGAGCUGACGAGCAAUGUCUUCCUGGUUGUUCUGGCAAUGGACUACAAUGAAAAUAAGAAAGUCACCUACGUAGACUUUCUCCUAAACAAAGCGGACAAAAAGUCAUCAUUGUGCAAGAAAAUCUUCGGUCCAUGGGACAAUGAUGAUGAUAAAGUUGUCACGCGCUCAGUGAAAGCCUCAAAGUUGUCGGGCAUGGACUCUUUGACGGUCUGGGUGAAGAUGGGGCUGGAAUGCGGAAUUUCACCCAAGUACUCUGGUUCAUUUACGAGUCACUGGCCUGCAGAUCUUGGAGACUGCCCAGAAAACCUGAUGUGUGCGUGUAAGUUCAUCGCCGAUUUUAUGGAACUUCAUUUUGAUGGUGACGUACGAGUUAAUGAUGCUGUGAUGAAGAAGGUGCUAGAUGUUGUCGAGCUUCUCAAGAUGGCUAUGUUCUACCAGAACUUCAAAAUGGAAAUCAAAGAAGAAUUGUAUGCACUGAUUACAACUUUCGAUAAGUUCUAUAAACGUAGACAUGCACUGACACAAACUGAUGGCGAAACAGACGUCGGAAUCACCUCUACGGGAAGCAAAGAAGCAGUAGAUCGUGAUGAUGAACGAUUUCUGAAUGAUGAAAAAUCUUAUUCUCCUCCAAUGCUCCAAAAUGUUUGGUGUCAUCCGACAGCUACAACAACAAGAUCGUCAACAGCAACAAAACCAACUACAUUGUCGACGGCCACAACUGUUCAACGAAAUUCGGGAGUUACUCAAACGAAAGAUGUAAAAAAUUCCAGAGCCAUUUCCAAAUCAGGAGAGUUCAGUUGCAUGCCAGGCUUUUGCGCUAUGUUGAUGGACAGUUCAACGGAUGGAAGUAGAAGCGGUUCCUCACUGUCUGAUCGUGUCAAGCUAAAAAAUGUUGCACCCUUGAAAACUUACCACCAACAAAGUCACGAUGAUGAGAAUGAUAAGGAAGAUGAGAAGGAGGAAAAGGAUGAUGGAAAUUAUGAAAGCAACAGUGAUCACAGUAACACGGAAAAGAGGCAGCCAUUGAAAUGCGCGGAACCAGAUGUCACCUCACCAAGCAAACCACCUCCUUCUUCAGUUGAUAAUGCAAAUGAUUCUAGCUGCUCAUCGGCCAAUGGCUACUAUAACAGUGAAGUGGACAAUGAUGCAAAAUCAUUGGAAACAAAAUAUCAUCAAGUAACGAAAAAAGACAACAGAUCAUUUUUUAUACAAACGCCUUCCGCAAGCUCAGCAGAUGAAUCCAAUUCACAUGAUGUUGCCUCUUCAAUUAGAAGUGAUGUAGAAAAGAAGUUGGGAAAUGAGAAGAUGAUCACGCAAGAUGUUUUGAAACCAAACGAUAAAUGUGACAACAACAAUUCAACAACAAUUGAUGGGCAAACAGAACUUGGUACAUUUGAUCUGAGCUAUAAUGAAAAAAAUGUUAAGUGGGCUUUUUAUAAACUAACGCCGAAAAAAGAUAAAGGCGUCGAUGAACAUUACGGUCCUAAAAGCAAAAAGAAUGCGAAAAAACAACAACAGGGGAGUGCGGUGUCUGCUUCUCUAUCAAAUACUUCAUUAGGAAACCUCACCAAUGUAACUGCUGAUGACGACGAUAACUUUCCGCCUCUGUCGAGCAGCAGCAAUCGAAACUCGAACAGAAACUACGAUGCCUCUUGCAACGGUGAGGCCAAUGAAACGAAUAAAUUGCACUGGCUUUCCGAUGAGAACAAACCUUUGGAACAGCAGCUAAAAUUCGGAGAAACGGUGAGAUGUACGAACUGUCACGGCGUCGGGCAUUAUAGCAAAUAUUGCACCAAACCAGCAAAAAACACGGGUUUCUUCUGCUGAUGCUCACAGAGCGCCGCUUUUAGCUUAUCUUUCUUCUCUUUCUCUCUCUCUCUCUCUCUCUCUAUAUAUAUAUAUAUAUAUAUAUAUGUGUGUGUGUGUGUGUGUGUCUGUGUGUGUGUGUUCUUUCAUUUACGAACAAAGGACAUUUUAACAUUUUACUAAAUUAUUAAUGAAAACUUCAUUUUUUAAAGUUAUUUAAAUAUACGUAGAGAGAUGGAGUGAAGAAAUGUACAAUAUUGUCGGAUCGGCGAUUGG
Helobdella robusta is the source of this 2460-nucleotide messenger RNA. RefSeq lists its product as hypothetical. Lineage: Eukaryota; Metazoa; Annelida; Clitellata; Rhynchobdellida; Glossiphoniidae. The transcript is spliced from 10 exons. Bases 1 to 2205 code for a protein of 734 amino acids. The record is from RefSeq and is a predicted model, not a curated record.